AUGCAUUAUUUUUUGUUGUUCUUCUGUAGGAAUGUGCCCCACGGAGAGAAUCACACAGUGGUGACCCAUUUCAUCCUCCUUGGAAUCCCCAACACUGAAGGCCUCCAACCCAUCCUCUUCCCUGUCUUCAUAAUCUUCUAUGUGUGCACUUUGUUGGGGAACUUGCUGAUCAUGACCGCUGUCUUCACAGACUCUCGACUCCACACCCCAAUGUACUUCUUUCUUUGCAACCUCUCUGUCCUUGAUAUUGGUUUCUCUUCUGUCAGCACCCCCAAGAUGUUGGCCAAUCUUUGGGGACAAAGCAGAGUAAUACCAUUGGGUGGAUGUGUGUGCCAAGUUUUCUUCUACCAUUUCUUAGGAAGCACUGAAGCACUCCUCUAUACUGUCAUGGCCUAUGACCGGUACGUCGCCAUCUGCCAUCCACUGCGGUAUCUCAUCAUCAUGAACUGGAAGGUGUGUGUUGUCUUGGCUGCUGGCACAUGGGUCACCAGCUCCUUUCAUGCCACUAUCCUCACCACAUUGACUUUCACACUACCAUACUGUGGGCCCACCAAAGUUGAUUACUUUUUCUGUGAUAUCUUCCCUGUGGUCAAGUUGGCUUGUGCUGACACUGUCAUCAUCGAGACGGUGAGCUUCACAAACAUUGGUGUAGUGCCCAUGACCUGCUUUGUCCUCAUUCUUGCUUCCUAUGUUCGAAUUGUCUAUUCAGUCCUCAGGAUGAGCUCUGGGGAAGGUCGGUGCAAGGCAGCCUCCACUUGUGCCUCACACUUAACUGUAGUUACCCUCUUCUUUGGUCCCUGUGCUCUGAUCUACACUCAGCCACAGCUAAGUGAAAUUCUGGUGGUCCCAGUGCAGAUCUUUGGCAAUGUGGUCACACCCAUGCUCAAUCCAGUGAUCUACACACUGCGGAACAAGGAAGUGAAAGCAGCUUUGACUAAACUGACAGGGGGCAAAAAGGUGUCCCAGACAACAAGCCACUAG
Hemicordylus capensis (graceful crag lizard) is the source of this 981-nucleotide messenger RNA. RefSeq names its product olfactory receptor 958-like. Gene Ontology annotation, biological process: G protein-coupled receptor signaling pathway. The coding region runs from base 1 to 981 and encodes 326 amino acids. The record is from RefSeq and is a predicted model, not a curated record. NCBI's taxonomy places the organism in Eukaryota, Metazoa, Chordata, Lepidosauria, Squamata, Cordylidae. Gene Ontology annotation, cellular component: membrane. Gene Ontology annotation, molecular function: olfactory receptor activity; G protein-coupled receptor activity. The transcript has a single exon.